Corapipo altera (White-ruffed manakin) is the source of this 1576-nucleotide messenger RNA. Its product is annotated as ras-like protein family member 11A-like. The coding region runs from base 521 to 1273 and encodes 250 amino acids. Gene Ontology annotation, molecular function: GTPase activity; GTP binding. Lineage: Eukaryota; Metazoa; Chordata; Aves; Passeriformes; Pipridae. The record is from RefSeq and is a predicted model, not a curated record. The transcript is spliced from 4 exons.
CAGGGAGAACAACAGAGCAGGGUUGGAGCCCAUUGAAAACGCAAAGGAACCGGACAGGCAGAACCGGGUUAUUCAGGGUGGGAUUAGAGCAGAGCACGGGGUGACCGUAUCGUGACGGCUGGAAAACACAAGAAUCUCGUGGUAGCAGAGAGCCAAGGGACAGGCAGCACAUCAAACAGGCCGUGGGGAGGGAGGCAGUGCGGGGAGAGCCGGGGAUGGAGGCUCAGGCUCCCCGUGCCCGGCUCCAGGAAUGUCCCGGUUCCCCUCGUGAUUGGCUGCGGGAUGGUGGAGUCAGUUUUCACGGGGGCUGAUCAAAAAGUUCCCUUUUGCUUUCCAAAGUCUCUGUCUGAGCGGAGCCAUCGGGAAGAGGAGGCCGGGCGCUCUCACAUUCCUGGGGAAAACUGCUCCGAGGAGAUGAGAAGGCUCCUCUCCCCAAGGAUACACGGCCAGGACCAGGCGCCGAGGGGCCGCUUUCCUUCUUUUCUCCCCCGGGCCGAGCGCAGCAGCUCUCAUUCCUGGCAUGCGGCUCAUCCCUCAGGAUACCAUGUCCCAGUAUUCCACUAACUUCCUCCUGCUGCCCAUCCCGGAGUACCCCGUGGGUGACCUUGUGCCCAACAAGAUCAUCAAGCUCGUGGUGCUGGGAGGCAGCAGCGUCGGCAAGACAGCCCUGGUUGUGCGUUUUCUCACCAAGAGAUUUAUUGGGGACUAUGAAGCCAACACUGGUGCUCUGUAUUCCAGGAAGUUCACCAUAGAUGGGGAGCAGAUCUCUCUGCAGGUGCAGGACACUCCCUUUGUCUCACUGGAGGAUGACACUGACAGCAUCUGCUGCCAGGAGCAGAUAAACCGCUCCAUCUACUGGGCCGACGGCUUUGUGUUCGUGUACUCCAUCACGGACUACGAGAGCUACCGCGUGCUGCGCCCGCUGCACCAGCACAUCCGCAGGAUCCACCCCAACGCCAACAUCCCCCUGCUGCUCGUGGCCAACAAGGGCGACCUGCUGCGGGCCAGGCAGGUGUCCUCCAAGGAGGGGCUGCAGCUGGCCGGGGAGCUGGGGGGCACUUACCACGAGGUGUCAGCCCGGGAGAACUGCGAGGGCGUGCACGAGGCCUUCCAGCAGCUGUGCCAGGAGCUCAGCAGGAUCAUCGGCAGCUGCAACGGAGAGAAGCGCCGCGGCCUCCACCUCGUCCGGCCCAAGUCCCCCAACAUGCAGGACCUGAAGAGACGCUUGAAACAGGCCCUGACCUCCAAAGGGAAAUCUGCCACUGCGCUCUGAGGGAGCUACAGCAAUUGUUUUCCCCAGAAAGGCAACAAGCUGUAACAAUUUAGGUUGUGUGAGAGGCUCUUCCACUUGGUCUUCACAUCUUCCUAUCAAGUCUGAACUGGUUCUGCAAAGGAACCUACAGAACUUACUGGGUCUGCAGAGGAACUCACAGAAUUUGCUCUUUGAGACAAGAAUUUGCAAACUGUGAUUUUUUAAAAUAGGUUUUGUUCCCAGUUAUUUCCAUUCUGAAAGGGGCAUAGUCAAAUGGUUUAGUCUUCAAAAGUGGAUUUCAUUAAUAACAGUAAUUAAAUCCUG